GUUCGCUGGGGUCCUGUCUACGCUGAUGUUCGCUGCAUAGCGAGGAUUCGCAUCAAUCGAAACACGGGAGUGAAAGCUGUGAAGAUGAGCCCUCCGAAGACAGAGUGGCAGGCCGCAGCUGAAAAGGAGUUCCUCCAGAUGCGCGCCCGAGUGCCCAAAGAUGAGCCGCUUGGAUCCGCUUGGUACUCUGUGUGA
This is a messenger RNA of Cladocopium goreaui, 195 nucleotides long. The record is from the annotation of a GenBank genome assembly. NCBI's taxonomy places the organism in Eukaryota, Dinophyceae, Suessiales, Symbiodiniaceae.